Molecule: messenger RNA, 1346 nt
Organism: Drosophila hydei
Lineage: Eukaryota; Metazoa; Arthropoda; Insecta; Diptera; Drosophilidae
Product: GTPase Era, mitochondrial
Exons: 3
Coding region: 50-1186 (378 amino acids)
Biological process (GO): ribosomal small subunit assembly
Cellular component (GO): mitochondrial matrix
Molecular function (GO): rRNA binding; ribosomal small subunit binding; GTP binding
Source: RefSeq, a predicted model, not a curated record
GUUGCAGACAUCAAUACUUAUCGAUAGCUUUGGCAGUCACAUUACCGCGAUGCGUUUAUAUUGGCUGCAAAGUUCUUUAAAAUUGCUUAAAUGCAAUAGAAACAGCUUAUGGACAAGAAGUGUACAUAGCUUAUCUUCUACAACACAGGCUAGUGGACAAAAUACUUUAUCAACGACGCCGCCUGUGCAACCUACAGAGGUGAUUGACAGCGAUAGCAACAGGGAAGAGCAGCAGCGGUCGUUGCACAUAGCCGUAAUUGGAGUCCCAAAUGUUGGCAAAAGUACCUUUAUCAACAAUAUAAUCAAUCAUAAGGUAUGUCCCACUUCUGCGAAGGUACAUACAACGCGAAAGGCUAACACCGCAAUUUUGACUACGGGACAGGCGCAGCUCGUAUUCUACGAUACACCCGGCUUGGUGACUCAAAACGAAAUACGGAAACAUCAUUUAGAGCAGAGCUUUAAAAGUGCUUAUCGUCAUGCCAUUCAACAUGCGGAUAUUAUAGCUGUUAUGCAGGAUGCCUCCAACAGUUGGACGCGCAAAGCUUUACAUCCCACAGUGAUCGACACGCUGAAGACCUAUGCCCAAUUGCCUAGUUUUUUGGUGCUCAAUAAAGUUGAUGCCUUAAAAUCAAAACGUGUCCUCUUGGAUCUGAUUAAGACGUUGACGAAUGAUACUCUGCGCAACAAGAGGGCUGAUAGAAAAGUUUCACUGCAAAGCGAUUCAAUAGGCGUCCGUUUGAAUCAGCGCGAAACCAGUUGGAAUCAUUUUAGUGAUGUUUUCUUGGUGUCCUCCAUCACGGGCAGUGGAUUGCAAGAGCUGCAGGAUUAUUUAGUAGAUUUUGCCAAACCAAGACGUUGGCGCUACCCAGCUGACGUGUAUACAGAUGAAACACCUGAGACGUUAAUUGUGGAAAGCGUGCGAGCGCGUUUACUCGACUAUCUGCCACAGGAAAUUCCCUAUAAUCUGAAAUGCGAGCUGGAGUACUACAAUGUGGAGAAGCAUGUGGUCUACACCUCGGUUACGGUUCAGUGCCCCACGCCUCGAAUUGAGCGCCUUAUCUGCGGCGAAUCGAAUGGAAAACUACGUCAGAUAACCGAACGAGUGACCUCUGAUUUGGUAGAAAUGUUUGGUCAAGCGGUGUCCUUAACCAUUUCCACCAUGUCCGGUGGUAAGAGAAAUGUCUGAAUGCGUGUUCCAAAUCAUCCAUAAGCCCCGGGUAAACUGAAUAUAUUGUUGUUGAUUACGUUAUAACGGACUCUUAAACAGGAUGCUAAUUAGCGCGCGCAGUUUCCAUCAAAUCGAUUAAAUUUAAUAUCUACCUUCAGUAACUUGAUUCACCAAAUUU